GUAAAUCUUUCGUUUCUGACCGGGAACGCGAAGAAUGAGAGCAACAGCUCCCGAUGCUGCCCAGUGGUUAUCGCAAGCGCUCCCAGCGUCGCUACUCUGCACUCUAUUGACCCCGCAGGCGCCCGAAACCGACACACUACCCCCCUCGUGAUUAGUUCCAGAACCCUGCGAUGUCAGCCGCCGCUGGGCGUUCCACGAUUCGCGCUCCGCGCACGUCCCCGGUCCCGGCUUCAACGAGACCCCCGCACCUCCAUUCACGAUGACCGCUCCGGUGACCUUUUUCUUUUCUUUUCUUGCUGCAUGGGGAGUGGAUUACCAUCUUUCGUGUGCUGCGCGCGCGGUGUGGGUGCGUAGGAUUGGGUUGGGCCAGAAACGAUAUGCCUGCAAAUGGAAAAUAGAAGGGGCCGGAGGCCGCAGUGUGGACUGGUCGUUUCGGCGGCCUGCCCGCAUGCCUCGAUCCAAUCAACAUGGUGCCACCUUUCGUUCGAUACGGAGGCUUUGCAGCGGGGGGAGGAGCGGCAGCACCUGCUCGUGCGCGUCCUGAUACGGUCGAAGCCAGCCAGAGAUAAGCGGUCGAGUGGCACCUCGGAAUCGUCGCCCAGCGUGCAAUGGGAUGGAUGUAGACUCCCCGUCUUGCAACACCCCAUCCAGUCUCAUAACAUUCUCACGAUAAGAAAACAGCGCGGCAGAAACAUCUCGGGGUCUCCCCCCUCCUCCACCAGUCGUCAGACAGGACUGCGACGCUGUAGACCCGCGUCAGCCGCGAACUUGCCGGAUUCGGUCGCGCAGCCUGCGGAAGUCAGUCGACUGCACCGUUCUCAGGGCUUCAAAGUCAUAAUACCGCCUGGAUGGUGUACAGCACUGAUCCUGCUGUCUCUCCACAGCCUUGCAACACGUUUCUUUCCAAUUCAAAAUUUCCCGAUAUCUCGC
This is a messenger RNA of Mycena citricolor, 930 nucleotides long. The record is from the annotation of a GenBank genome assembly. Lineage: Eukaryota; Fungi; Basidiomycota; Agaricomycetes; Agaricales; Mycenaceae.